GCGGCGUGGGCGUGCCCAGCCUAACCCCACUCACUGUUGGUAGCACAACUAGCGCUGUUUUGAUUUCUGUUCUUCACAAUGAUGUCGUAUUGACGUGUUGUUUUUUGUUAUGUAAUGGCGUUAUUAUUAAACGCAGACCGCGGAGCCCGUGCGGAAGAUUAGAGGAGAUUUGACGUGAUGGAUGUCCAGUGGCGUGGCUGACGCGCGUGACACAUGCGCGUCCACCGCGGCUCAGCGCUGUUCUAAUCGCUCGUAAAGCCAUAUAAUCACGUUAAUCGGCAACCCAGUGAAGUUUUCGCGAAGCAUUAAUGUUGUCGACAGUCACCCCUGAUCUGUCUCCAGAGACCCCCCCACUCGGAUCCCUUCCAAUCCCUGCGCCUCGACCCCAAGCAGCGACCGCUGCCCUCCCCACGGCCCCCCUACCACGUCCUCACAGAAAGCACAGUGAAGCAGGGCACGGCAGCCAGUCGGCACGCGGGGGCAUGGAGGUGGGCAUGCGCGUGGUCCGCGGCGUGGACUGGAAGUGGGCUAACCAGGAUGAUGGCGAGGGCCACGUGGGCACGGUGGUGGAAAUCGGGCGUCAGGGCAGCACCACCACGCCUGACAAAACCGUGGUGGUGCAGUGGGACUGCGGAACUCGCACGAAUUAUCGGACAGGCUACCAGGGUGCCUACGACCUACUUCUGUAUGAUAACGCACAGAUAGGUGUACGACAUUCAAAUAUCAUUUGUGACAGCUGUAAGAAGCACGGCAUUAUGGGAAUGCGCUGGAAGUGUAAGGUGUGCUUUGACUACGACCUGUGUACUCAGUGUUACAUGAACAACAAGCAUGACCUGACACACGCCUUUGAGCGCUAUGAGACGGCACAUUCACAACCAGUGAACCUAACGCCAAGACAGAACCUGUCCCGAAUCAUUCUGAAAGGAAUCUUCCAGGGUGUGAAGGUGGUCCGGGGACCUGACUGGGACUGGGGUAACCAAGAUGGAGGUGAGGGAAAGGUUGGGAAGGUGGUGGAUAUCCGCGGAUGGGAUCAGGAAUCAGGUCGCAGCGUGGCUAGCGUUACCUGGUCCAACGGAACCACAAACGUCUACAGAAUGGGUCACAAAGGGAAGGUGGAUCUCAAAUACGUCUCUGAUGUUCAAGGAGGAUUUUACUACAAAGAACAUCUGCCCAAAUUAGGUGAGCAUGCGGAGCUCCAGCGGCAGGAAAGUGCAGACAGUCACUCAUUUCAGCAGGGUGAUAAGGUGAAAUGCCUGCUGGAGGUGGACAUCCUCAGACAGAUGCAGGAGGGACACGGAGGCUGGAACCCCAAAAUGGCAGAGUACAUCUCCAGAAUCGGCACAGUGCACAGGAUAACAGACCGUGGAGAUGUCCGGGUGCAGUACAGUAACAACAUCCGCUGGACCUUCCACCCUGGAGCUCUUACUAAGGUCAAUAGUUUUGCAGUAGGCGAGCUGGUGAAGGUUCUUGAUGACAUCGAGUGCGUGAAGAGGCUACAGGUCGGACAUGGAGAGUGGACAGACAGCAUGGCUCCAGCUUUGGGUCAGGUUGGGAAAGUGUUGAAGGUGUAUGCAGACGGAGACCUUCGCGUGGCUUUCGGAGGACAGACGUGGACCUUUAACCCUGCAUGUCUAUCCUCUCAGUCUGGGGAGGUCGAUGCCAAUCUGAUGACUGCGGACAACUCCAGCGAAUCAGGAAGUACGGUCAUUUCAGUGCUAGAGAAGCUUCUCUCUCAGUCGACAGAGCAGGACCACCCGGGCCGACUGGUCAUCGAGGCAGCUCAUGGAAGGGCAGUUAAAGUGCGGGAACUGGUUCAGAAAUACCCGGACAAGGUGGAUAUAAAGAAUCAGGGUAAAACCGCCCUGCAGGUGGCUGCCCAUCAGGGCCAUGUGGAAGUGGUGAAGGUUCUCCUGCAGGCCAACAGCAGCAUUGAAGCUAAAGAUGAGGACGGAGACGCCGCGCUACACUACACAGCCUUUGGGAAUCAAGCCGAGAUCGCACGUUUGCUGCUCAGUAAAGGAGCGAGUGUGAAUCUGCUCAAUAACUCCAUGUGUACGGCCCUGCACAUCGCUGUGAAUAAAGGCUUUACAGAUGUCGUGAGAGUGUUGACGGAGCACUCGGCAGACGUCAACCUGCAGGAUUCAUAUGGAGAUACUCCCUUACAUGACGCCAUAGCUAAAGACUUCAGGAGCAUCAUUGAGAUUCUCACCGCGGUGCCCAACAUUGAUCUAACCCAACAGAACAACCGUGGCUUUAACCUGCUGCAUCACGCCGCACUGAAGGGCAACAAACUAGCGACUGAGAUGAUCUUGGCUCGAGCGAGACAGCUAGCUGACGUGAAGAAAGAAGAUGGUUUCUCUGCGCUGCAUCUGGCUGCUUUGAACAACCAUCGUGAUGUAGCUGAGAUACUCCUGAAAGAGGGUCGCUGUGACAUCAACAUCCGUAACAACCGCAACCAGACGCCUCUCCAGCUGGCCGUGACUCAGGGUCACGUGGCUCUAGUGACCCUCCUGGUGACAGAGGGAGCGGACGUCAAUGCGGAGGAUGAGGACGGAGACACCGCCAUGCACACGGCUCUCAGCCGACAGCAGCUGACCACCGUCAUGAGCAGUUCUGAGGGCGAGGGCGAGGUGCUCUACAGCAGGUUGUGUAGCUCAGGGCUGAUGGGAAACACAGAACUGAAUGUCGGUGCUGCUAUUGCCUGCUUUCUGGCACAGGAAGGGGCCGAUAUUAAUUAUGCCAACCAUAAAGGUAAAAGCCCGCUAGACCUGGUGACAGACAGCAGCAUACAACAACUCAUCCGGAGCUUCGCAGAGAAACACAGACUUCAAGCCGUCACGUCCGGCACUGGGACGAGCAGCAGCAGUCUCAGGCGAGUUCACACCACACCCAACACCAUGACCAACCUGGCCAUGCCCAGCGCCACGGGUCCCAGCGAGUGCCUCAUCUGUUCGGAGCUUGCUCUGCUCGUGCUGUUCUCUCCGUGUCAACACAGCGUCGCCUGCGAGGAGUGUGCUCACAGAAUGAAGAAAUGUAUUCGGUGUCAGGUGACAAUAACGAAGAAAAUACGUCAAGAUCAAACCGAGGUGGAGUGCAGUCCCAGCUCGGAAAACUCCGAGCAGCACAACCUGCUGGAGCAGCUGCAGUCGCGCUACAGGCAGAUGGAGGAGCGCAUAACGUGUCCCAUCUGCAUCGACAACCACAUCAAGCUGGUGUUCCAGUGCGGCCACGCCUCCUGCAUCGACUGCAGCUCCGCCCUCAAAACCUGCCCCAUCUGCCGACAGACCAUCCGCGAAAGGAUCCAGCUGUUCGUCUGAGGAACGCCAACAGCCUUUUUCUCGUAGUGGUCGCGUAGCUGUUCUUCAAACGGAGUGAAAGCGGUUGCCUGUUUGCGCUUCAUAGUCUGUCGAGCAUCAUCAUUUAGACGCAGUGCUGGAUGUGUGGCCCUCUCAUGCCGGACCACGGGACAUGAGCGGAUGCCAAACGGUGAACCAAUGAGAACAUGUGCUUGUCUGUGUGUGUGUGUCAUGUGAUGCGUCACUGGGGUUGUCAUCCACUGGUACCGGAAAUUUGAUGGAAGAGAAUUUCUACACGUUUCUGGAUUUGUCAGAUGUGUUUCUUCGCACGUCCUGGUGGUGCGAUGAGAUGAGAGGCGUUGGUUCGUUCAUAUACGAUCACCAGAUAUACUCCAUGCUGCUGAGCUUAAAUGAUACAAUACCAUUCAAAGACACAGCAUGUGCGCUUCGGACAUACGGCGAGCUGUGACGCAAAAAGAUGCUCUUUUAGGUUGAUCUCACAAAACCUGAACAGAAGGAGCAUGUCCGGAUUAUAUUUCACUCUAAAAACAACAGGAAAAAAUAAGACAAAUUAUAUUUUGCAUAGAGAAAAUGAAGCCUGUUUUUUUUACCACCAUGAAAAAAUAUCAUCACUGCAAUGUGAGCGUUUCAAUUGUAAAAUAUUUAUCAUCAUAUAGUAUUUAUUGUAUUGAUUUAUUAAAUGAUAAUAAAAUAGGUCACAUUGCGAAAAAUAGACAUGCAAAAUAUAAUGUCUUAUUUUUCUCAUUUUCUUUCGGAGGGAUCCAGAGAUAGCUGCUUCCUCCUAACUAAAAUCUCAAACAUUCUGAGACCAUCUAAAAGUACAGUCCACCGUGUCUAUUCCGUUGUGGUUCAGGGGUUUAUUAGUGAGAGGGUGAUAUUGUACAGCUGCCUGUACCAUAUGCCUGUACCGCGUCACUCGGAGAUCUAGAAGCUUUCCACAAGCAAGACGUAUACAUAAUGCAUGCUGGCGAGCGUAUUAUCUAUGUCAUAUAUUGUGUCAUGGAAACCAUGUGUAGUGUUAUAAGUACAGACGUUGUGUAAUUUCUACCCACGUGUGUGUGCAAGGAUCUGGUAGAGAGACCCCUUUCGAGACCCUCAAUAGUAAUCUAGUAAAUUAACCCACAUGCAAGUUUCCUGCAUAAUGGCUAAAAGCCUUUUCAUUCUACUGUGAACUACGCAAUGAAUCACAGUUUACAGACUUAAACUUGACCACAUUUAUAUGCAGUAUUUGUUAAAGGGAUACUUCACCCAAAAAUGAAGAUUCUGUCAUCAUUUACUCACCUUCGAGUUGUUCCAAAUCUGUAUAAAUGUCUUUGUUCUGAUGAACACAGAGAAAGAUAUUUGGAAGAAUGCUUAUAAUAACCAAUCAGAUUUUGCCCCCAUUGACUCCCAUAGUAGGAAAAAAUACAAUGGUAGUCAAAAGUGCCCCAGGACUGUUUUCUGUCCUACAUUCUUCAAAAUGUCUUUUGUGUUCAACAGAAGAAAUAAAAAAUGAUAAAGUAAUUUUUCCUACUAUGGGAGUCAAUGGGGGACAAAAUCUGAUAGGUUAUUAUAAGCAUUCUUCCAAAUAUCU
This is a messenger RNA of Triplophysa rosa, 4890 nucleotides long. RefSeq names its product MIB E3 ubiquitin protein ligase 2 (gene mib2). The transcript is spliced from 19 exons. Lineage: Eukaryota; Metazoa; Chordata; Actinopteri; Cypriniformes; Nemacheilidae. Gene Ontology annotation, cellular component: cytoplasm. The record is from RefSeq and is a predicted model, not a curated record. The coding region runs from base 309 to 3317 and encodes 1002 amino acids. Gene Ontology annotation, molecular function: protein binding; zinc ion binding; ubiquitin-protein transferase activity. Gene Ontology annotation, biological process: protein ubiquitination.